Messenger RNA from Betta splendens (Siamese fighting fish), 1756 nucleotides. It is a transcript of the gene lhfpl5b, whose product is annotated as LHFPL tetraspan subfamily member 5b. The record is from RefSeq and is a predicted model, not a curated record. NCBI's taxonomy places the organism in Eukaryota, Metazoa, Chordata, Actinopteri, Anabantiformes, Osphronemidae. Gene Ontology annotation, cellular component: plasma membrane. The transcript is spliced from 2 exons. Gene Ontology annotation, biological process: detection of mechanical stimulus involved in sensory perception; sensory perception of sound. The coding region runs from base 756 to 1412 and encodes 218 amino acids.
GUGAAACCAUAUGCAGCAAAUGAGCGGCACAGUUUUGUCCCAGAUCUAAUCCUGCUGUUGAUCGGAGUAAUUUAACGUCGGUGCAGCAGUGAAUGAGAGUGUGAACAUGGAAUGUUGGACCCCCUCCCCUUCUCUUUGUCAUGGAGCAUCCGCCAGCUGCUUUUGAGCGGAGACAGAACUCAUUGUUUUAAAUUUCCCUGUGACGCAGCUGAGCUCCAGAACAAUCAAAAAGCCGUAAUCCAGAUAUUUUUUGUGUUUUAUCAAAACAAAAUGUUAUCACUGAAAAAGCAUCUCCCCAAAAAGGAAAUUCUGCUGGAAUUUGAAAGCAUCCUGUGCAUCAGCCAAAUGCAUCAUCACGCUGGCAGACGGGUCCAUACAUCUGCUGUUUUUUGAAGCUCACUAAAUACCACAGACAAUAAAAAUAUGGAGCAGAGUCAGAACUAAAUCAAAAACAACAGCAGCAAUAAAACAGCAGCACUUUCUCCAUUUACAUUAAAAUUAAAAACAAAACACAGCUCUGCAAGUAUUUAUUCUGGAAGAUGAUCAAAGCUGAUUUACGUCAUGUCACACAUCACACUAUGACAUCAGAGCUUCGUUGCUAAUUAAUGAUCUGAGGCGCUGUCCGCGGUGCUGAAUCCUGAUCCAGGUCCUCUGAAAGCAGCCGCACGCAGCCGGUCUGGCUUCACGUGUGUGUGGAGACUGGAGGCAUCAGGGCAGGAAGACAACAGACGAGUUGAGAGUGCUUGACAGUGAACAUGGAUCUGCUUCCAGCCAAGGAGGCGGCUAAAAUCUACCACACCAACUACGUGAGGAACUCCAGGGCCAUCGGCGUCAUGUGGGCCGUGUUCACCAUCUGCUUCACCAUCAUCACCGUGGUGGUCUUCAUCCAGCCCUACUGGAUCGGGGACAGCGUCAACACCCCGCAGGCCGGCUACUUCGGCCUCUUCUACUACUGCAUCGGGAACGCGCUGACCACAGAGCUCAUCUGUAAGGGCAGCAUCUUGGACUUCAACUCCAUCCCUUCCCCGGCCUUCAGGACCGCCAUGUUCUUCGUGGGGACCUCCAUGCUGCUGAUUGUCGGCACCAUGGUCUGCUUCGGCCUGUUCUUCUUCUGCAACGCAGCAAACGUCUACAGGAUCUGCGCUUGGAUGCAGCUGGCUGCAGCUGUGCUGAUGGUGAUGGGCUGCAUGAUCUACCCAGACGGCUGGGACUCGGCAGAGGUGAAGAGGAUGUGCGGUGAGAAAACGGAUAAGUACCAGUUGGGGAACUGCACCGUGCGCUGGGCCUACAUCCUGGCCAUCAUCAGCGUCCUGGACGCCCUGAUGCUGGCCUUCCUGUCCUUCACGCUGGGAAACCGGCAGGACAACCUGCUGUCGGAGGACUUUGAGGUGGAGGGAAUAGAAAAGGAGUAAGGGAACAAAAUACCAAGCGAUGGCUGGAAUCACCUCUAAAUCAAACAUCACAGCACGGCAGAGGCAACUAAUGUCACCUGGAAACAGUCCUGCAACAAAUCCAGCUGUCACGAGGAGAACAUUUGGAUUUUGUGAAGACUUGUAGGAAGGUGUUAAUUAAAAUGUAUAUUUAUAAUAUUUCUCUUAUGAAUAGAUGAUUUAUAGCGGCACAGUUUUGUAUUGAACUACGUUGCCUUCAUGUUGUCUUUUUAUUUUGUAUUAACCCUUUAGUGUGGGUGCGGUGAGUUGGUAAUUACUUUUUCUGAGGCCCAGGGUCAUUAAGAAUUCUAUUAUUUCCCUUCUUU